Messenger RNA from Anarrhichthys ocellatus (wolf-eel), 5806 nucleotides. It is a transcript of the gene aldh3a2a, whose product is annotated as aldehyde dehydrogenase 3 family, member A2a. Gene Ontology annotation, molecular function: 3-chloroallyl aldehyde dehydrogenase activity; aldehyde dehydrogenase (NAD+) activity. NCBI's taxonomy places the organism in Eukaryota, Metazoa, Chordata, Actinopteri, Perciformes, Anarhichadidae. Gene Ontology annotation, cellular component: cytoplasm. The transcript has 11 exons. The record is from RefSeq and is a predicted model, not a curated record. Gene Ontology annotation, biological process: aldehyde metabolic process. Bases 111 to 1673 code for a protein of 520 amino acids.
UUAAGAAUAGUUGCCACCCUCUAUUUAAUAAAACGAAGAAGAAGAAGAAGAAGCAGUAGCAGCAACACUAGCUUUAAUACUAAAGCUGGUAGCAGCCUGUGGUCUGAGAGAUGUCUCGAGAACAGCUGGUUGUACAACGGGCCAGGAAGUCAUUCCAGACGGGAAAAACCAAGCCUCUGGAGUACAGAAUCCACCAGCUGAAGAACCUGCUCCGCUUCAUCUCAGAGAGACGGGGGGAGAUUGCAGAUGCUGUCAAACGGGACCUCGGCAAGAGUGCACGUGGGACUGAGCUGUUUGAGACGCUGGGACUGGAGGGAGAGAUCAAUCUGUCUAUGGAGAAGCUGGCAGAGUGGGCGGCUCCUCGGCCCGUAGAGAAGAGCCUCCUCACCAUAUCUGACGAGGUCUAUGUGCAGCCGGAGCCUCUGGGAGUGGUGCUCAUCAUCGGGGCCUGGAACUACCCGUGGGCCGUCACCCUCCAGCCGCUGGUUGGAGCUAUCGCUGCUGGUAACGCUGCAGUAAUAAAGCCAUCCGAGGUCAGCUCCCACUCCGCCAAGGUCAUGGAGGAACUUCUGCCUCAGUAUCUCGACAAAGAUCUGUACCCAGUGGUAACAGGUGGAGUGUCAGAGACCCAGGAGCUGCUGAAGCAAAGGUUUGACCACGUCUUCUACACAGGAAGCAGCACCGUGGGUAAACUGGUGAUGGAGGCUGCGGCUCGCCACCUCACCCCGGUGACCCUGGAGCUGGGAGGGAAGAGCCCCUGCUACAUCGACAAGGACUGUGACAUUCGUAUUGCAUGUCGACGCAUCACUUGGGGAAAGUUUGUCAACUGUGGCCAGACGUGCAUUGCUCCAGACUUCAUCCUGUGUGAAGCCUCCAUCCAGAGCCAAGUAAUAGAAGAGAUCAAGAAGUGCAUCAAGGAGUUUUACACAGAUAAUCCAGAAACGUUUGAGGACUACGGACGCAUUAUAAACCAGCGGCACUUUAAGAGGCUCAUGGCUCUAAUGGAGGGGAGCACAGUGGCUGUUGGUGGAAACAGUGAUGAGUCCCAGUGCUACAUAGCCCCCACUGUGUUAAAGGAUGUGACGGGGGAAUCCACAGUGAUGAGGGAGGAGAUCUUCGGGCCACUUCUGCCCAUCAUCACUGUUAGUGGUGUAGACGAGGCCAUCCAGUUUAUUAACGAGAGAGAGAAACCUCUGGUUAUAUACAUCUUCUCCCAUGACAACAAGCUGAUCAAACGGGUGAUAGCAGAGACGUCCAGCGGAGCUCUGCUGGCCAAUGACUGCCUGGUACACUUCACUGUUGAUGCUCUGCCCUUUGGAGGAGUUGGUAACAGUGGGAUGGGUUGUUACCACGGUCAGUACAGCUUUGACCAGCUCAGCCACCUGCGCAGCUGUCUGAUCAAGCAGCUGAAGAUGGAGGGAGUCAACAGCAUGCGCUACCCCCCCCACACAGCCAAAAAGCUGGGCUGGGCGCGGUUCUUUCUGCUCAAGCGGGUCAACGUGUGCAGGCUGCGGCGCAUGGCACUGCUGGCCACGUUGGCUGGCUUGGCAGCGUUUGCGGUGCAGGAACCUUCCUAUGAAUUUACAGAUACAACUCGGUGUUCCUUUACACUGGUCUGUAAGAUAAAGCAUCACCAUGAGUUAUUGUUGGGACAAAUGCAUAAAAUGCAAUAACACCAUUUUUGUAAGAUUUUGUAAGAGUAUGAAAACAAUAAAACAAAAAUGCAUAUUAAGUAUCAUCCUCAUUAAUAUUAUUAGUGUCGGAUUACAUAACUUUAAAAUCCUUUCUUGGAGUCUGGUCAUUUUUCUGAAUAAAAAGCCCGUCUAUCACACCAUGGGUUAGUGAUCAACCCAACGACCGUAAGCUUUGGUGACAACUUCUCAUCAAAAUGACCAAUGGUUGCCAAUGUUGCUGCUAGUAAGACUCCUGUUACCUUCGAGGGCAACACCAUUAAAGUACUGUAUUAAAAAAUAAGACCAAACUAGAAAUGUGUUUAUUAGUCUUUUAAAGCUUUCUCCUCCUGUCCAUUGGUUCCUAUUGAAGAUGUAAAUCUUCUAGUAAUGUAUCGUUUCAUUUUUUAAAAGGCUCGGUGACGAUGAGAGCCAGGCGCUGUAGCUUUAAGCAAAGAGAAGUGCGUUUGAUGGGGACUGUUUUAAAAAGACUUUAGUCAACAGUGGAGCUCUAUGGCUCAGAGGAAUACGAUAUAUCAGGCUUUGGAUAGACACAGUACUUGUUAGUAACACCAAUCCAUUGAUGGUUUUGGUGUUUUCAUUUGUUGAGUCCAAGAAAAAUACAGAAUCCUUAAACCAUAUCCUUCAAACUGUUGUCAUGCUAGAGGGAUAAUGUGCAUCGUUCUUGUGUGCUGAACCUGGUGCAGUGUUUCCACAGUCACCGACUUAUUUAAAGGGCCAGUGUGUAGGAUUUAGGGGUAAUAUGAUAUUCAUAACUAUGUUUUCAUUUGUGAAACUAAGAAAAUGAGUUUUCGUUAGCUUAGAUUGAGCUGUUCAUAUCUACAUCUUGACAUGCACAACUGAGCAAGGAGAAGCUCUGAUCACAACACACAGAGCUAGAGCGACAGCUGAUUUGGGAGUGAAGAGUCUUCCUGACCGGCAGGCCCCAGCAGCCACACCUCAUCACUGGUGCACCACAGGGCUGUCUGCUCGGCCUCCUUCUGUGCUCCCUGUUCACUUACGACUGCAUGGAUUUUUUUACACUGAAAUGACAACUGACACAUAAGCAGAGAAAGCAACGGUUUUAAAGUUCAGAAACAAUAUGAUUGGCCCAGCGAGGUUGUUUUAAAUUCUGACUUGAAAGAGUGCACGCUCAUGGCCAGCUGACUGAGUAGAGUUAAGAGAGUGGGAGACGGAGUGAGUGUGUGAACGAAUGAGGGCAUGAAGAGUCUUCCUGACUGAAUGUCCGCUCUGCUAAUUUGUGUCACAGAAAGCCUGUUUGUUGACUAGUACACUUGUGUAAACACCAUAAAGAAAUUGUAUUUGAAAGCCAAAAGACGGAACCUGCUCCUCACCGGUACUCUCAGAUCUACCGUUUUACUCUUUGUACCUUGACUUUUGUUUGUGCACUGUAGUAAUUCUAACGGUCCAAAAUGAUGUGAAAUGGCAUAGUUUAAGUCAAAGACCAUAACAUUAACUUGGGGAAGAACUCAAUAACUCUUUAUCGUUUAUUUAUUGUGGGAAUUCAGAAUGUUUGCUCCUAAUGCCGGCUGAUACCGGCAGAUACACACCAGCAUGUGAAUGACGGGAGUUUCUUGCACUUGUUUAUUUCCACUGCAAGCAUGAAGUACUUGAAUGGUUGGUAAUAACUCCAUAAUAAAGUUUAUAAUAUAUAUAAUUAACCUUGAAAAGGCAUUGUUCUUGCCGCAGAAAGCGUAGUUGACUGUUAAUAAUUGCAUAAUAAAGGCUUUAUUAACCUUAACAAGGCAUUGGUUUUGCCCUAGAUCCGGUAGCCAUAAAUAUAGUUGACUCUUAAGUGUAGUUAACUGCUAAUAAAUGGAUGAUUAAGUAUGUAUUAAUCUCAAUGAAGCAACAAAAAGGCUGAGUAAAGGUUUAACAAUGACAUAAAAGGUAAACUCAAAUGUUUGUGACACUAUUACAAGGCUUUUAUUAACGUCUAUAAACAGUCAAGCUUAUAAGUGCUUAUAAUUGUCUUAUAAUUUAACAUUACAUGUGUUUAUGAUGCUAUUAACAAUUAUAUCGUCUUUAUACACUGUUAUUACACAUCUUAUAAAGGCCUUAUUACCUGUUAAAUAAUGCUCCUUACAAGGACCUUUUAUAUAAAGCAUCACUGAAUGGUUCUGCUCAAAAAUGUGUCUUCAAAAAUCAAAAAGAUCCACCAUGUUAUUCUAACAACAGUAAAUGUAAUUCAUCUGUGCUUGGUUAUUAACUAGGCUACUUCUGUUUGGUGGAGUUAUUCAGAAACACUUAUUUUAAUUAGUUAUGUAGGUGAAAACUUUGUGUCAUUUAAUUACAUUGUGUAAUUGGGUCAUGUUUGACAUGUUAGAAGCAGAAAUUAUUGCUUUAUGUAUAUUUUCUGAGACAGAACACAUAACGUGUGUUUCGGCUAUUACACCAUAAAAGACAGAUGUUUGACCCGGGGAUAAUUGCAAAGGUAAUCAAGGUUCUAUGUGAUCCCUGGCAACAUCAAGUAACAUAUUUAAAGUAUACCAUUAUAUACUUAAUGGAUGAAGGUAAAUAAUUGGUAAUAAUUUAUGUUUACAUUGGUUUUCUGGGGCAUUCUUCAAUAUAAAACUAUUAGAUAUGAUCUGUGUUAAAUAUAUAUUUGCACUUUAAGGGCAAUAACUUUCUAAAAAUCCAAACAAAGUCAAUCAACAUUUGUCAUCAUUGAAUUUUCUGCACAAGUUAGUUUAAGUAACAUGUUUUACCACGAGAUCCAUGAUGCAUAUCAGCUCAUAGAUUGAAACCUUGAGGUCCCCAGACUUCUGUACUUAUUUCAAAUGUUAAAGCGUCCCACAUCCACACAUUAUGGUCAGUAUUCUCUGCAGCAUGUUGCAUGAAGUGGCCUGGUGAAGCACUUUGGUACUUCUGUACCUCUGAAUAUGAACACGUGUGUUAGGGUUAGCCACGUGCCUAGUGGCUGCAGCACCUGCACUGGAUAGUAUGCUCCCUCCAUCACCUCCUGAUCCGCCUCCUGUGCUGUGUCAGCUCGGCUUUUCACCCUGGUUUGCUACAGUAUAUAUUUUAAUAUAUAAUGAAAGAGGGUAUUGGGACCAAUAAAAAAACAUGAAACCUUGUUAUUGAAAUUUCUGCUGGGUUGGGCCCUUUUAGAGUUUGAUUUAUUGGACUAUUCUUAAUUUAGGUGGUGUUCUCUUUCGACACCACUUGAUCAUUGUGUUGCCCUACAGCCAUUGGAUGACUGGUGGCCGUGGAUCAGAGAUCUUCCAAUCAGAAGAUGGGCGGUUCAUAUCAAUGUGUCCCUGGGCAAGACACUUAACCCCGAAGGCUGUCCCAUCGGUGUACGAAUAUGAAUAUGAUUGCAAUAUGAUGCAAUGGGUGUGAAUGUGUUUAGUCCUGAUGUGCAGGUGGCACAUUGCGUGGCGGACCUUGCCAGCAGUGUGGGAACGGUUGGGAAUGGGUGAAUGAUGACCUGUAGCUUAAAGGCGCUGUACUUAAAGUCUGUUUACCAUUCAGCAUGUCACUAAUGACUUGUCUUACAGAACAAGAUGUAGUUGUCCUGUAAGUGCUAAUUCUUUGUUAAUAAUUGACAUACUUUAUUAUCCCAUCGUUUCACCCAGGACUCAAACGUGAGACUGUAUUCAGUAUUAAUCAGUGCCAGCAUGACUGGAGAAAGGCUGAUGGUAUCAUAUUCACCUUAACAGCAGGAAAUCUUUGUGUUUUAUGCAACAGUUAUACUUUAUGUAACAAUUGGAAAAACUAUUAUUUUGACGAGAGAUGUGUAUUUUUUAACAGUAGGGUAUUUGUGUGAUGACCUUUUAAAUAACGACAAAAUACAGUUUCUCAAGAUAACCAGAUAUUCGUACCUCCCCCCCAUACCCACAAUCCUACAGGCCUGUACCGUCUUACAACAAUGGCUUUGUCUACGGCAGACAAUGUGUGGUGUUGUCCAAGAAAUCUAACCUCAUAAUGCCCCCCCAUCUACCCUCCCUUUAAUUACCCAGCAUGCUCCACUGUCCUCUGCUAAAUGGCCCCUUUUGUUUUGGUCCACCCCACCACCUUUGUUGACAUCUACACUUGUGCUUCUGUGAGUAAUGAAACUAUCUGUUAUCCAUGUGUCUCAAACUGUCUCUUUACACUUGUAUGGAUCUCCCGUU